Molecule: messenger RNA, 2179 nt
Organism: Monodelphis domestica (gray short-tailed opossum)
Lineage: Eukaryota; Metazoa; Chordata; Mammalia; Didelphimorphia; Didelphidae
Gene: FNDC4
Product: fibronectin type III domain containing 4
Biological process (GO): negative regulation of inflammatory response
Cellular component (GO): plasma membrane; extracellular region
Molecular function (GO): protein binding
Source: RefSeq, a predicted model, not a curated record
UCAAGACUUGGAGUUAGCAGAAUGGGUUUUGGGAGGGUUGGUUGGGUUAGAGACUCAAAGCUAUCAUCGGGGUCUCCUUUACAGUUUGGGUCAUGGGCUAAGGUUGAUGGAAGUGGGCCUUCAAUCCUGCCUGCUUCUGCAUAAGAUCUGGGUCUCUCUAGGGCCCAGAGCUCCCACUUUGCUACCCCUAAUCUACUUCCAAGGAUGGGGUAACUUGUCCUUGAGGUUCGAUAACUCCACUGUAGGGGGUGAUGAUGCUAGGGUGAGGAAGACCUUAGUACUUUUCCUCUCCAGACACUACCCAUCCCUUACUGGACUCCUGGGUAAUUAGUUCUUGUUCUAUAUAUGUAGGAAAGAAAGGGGAAGGAGAAGGAAAGCCAACCGGAGAGGGAGAGUGGAGGGCGGGGCGUAAGAGAGAGUGAAGGAAGGCGAGAGCCCUGGGCGGGAGCGGAGGCGGGGCUGGUCUACACGUCCCAGCUGCAGCGGCAGAGCCUGUGCGCUGCAGAACCCAGUCCGCGGACUCAGUCUGGAGGGUCACAUCCUGCUGCAGAGAGCGCUGGAGCGUGGCAUCUCGGCAUUCCGCUCCGCACCGGGGAGCAGAGCCAGCAUCAGGACGCGCAGGGAAGGGAAGACGCUAACGAACAAGGGAGAGAGCAGAGUCCUCUGAGAGCCAGCCGGACCAAAGCCCAGCUUACUGAGACAAGGGUUCUGCAUCACUCCCUUAGCUCCACAGACCGGGCCCUGCACCGCCUUCCUUGCCGGGCCUGGGCUGGCAUGGGGUAGGGAAGGCGUCGUGGAGCUGAGAGAUGGGCCGCUCCCUCGGCACAGAGCGGCCCCUUAGGCUCAAAGCGGCCUGACCGUCGGAGACACUGGGGCCCAGCAGGAGCCCCUAAACUGGCUAGAUUGAACAGAUGAUGACCCAGUGUUCCAGAAUGGACUCUGUGGGGGCAAUGGCUUCACUGAUUCCACUGACCCCAUAUCUGAGCCCUACAGUCCUACUGCUGGUCAGCUGUGACCUGGGGUUUGUCCGAGCAGACCGACCUCCUUCCCCUGUGAAUGUGACUAUCACUCAGCUCAAAGCCAAUUCUGCCACCGUGUCCUGGGAUGUUCCAGAGGGCAACAUUGUCAUUGGCUACGCCAUCUCCCAGCAAAGACAGAAUGGACCUGGACAGCGGGUGAUCCGAGAGGUGAACACCACUACUCGAGCCUGUGCCCUUUGGGGCUUGGCUGAAGACAGUGAUUACACCAUACAGGUUAGGAGCAUUGGUCUUCGGGGGGAAAGCCCCCCUGGGCCUCGGGUCCACUUUCGAACUCUCAAGGGCUCCGACAGACUGCCCUCAAACAGUUCAAGUCCAGGUGACAUCACUGUUAAGGGUCUGGAUGGCGAACGAACUCUGCAGACAGGGGAAGUGGUCAUCAUCGUGGUGGUGUUGAUCAUGUGGGCAGCUGUGAUCGGACUAUUCUGCCGUCAGUAUGACAUCAUCAAGGAUAACGACUCCAACAAUCCCAAGGAGAAGGGAAAGGGGCCAGAGCAGAGCCCUCAAGGUCGGCCAAUGGGGGCCAGACAGAAAAAGUCACCAUCCAUUAACACCAUUGAUGUCUGAAAGAAAUGGAACCAAAAGAGAGAGAUGGACCAAGAAUGGUGAUAAAGACUCAGAUGGUCUUCUACCUAAGAGAGAAGGAUCCUACCCCCUUCCUUACAGCUGAACCAGAGGGGAUAAUUAGCAUUCCUGCACACUCAAACCUGCCUCCUAUCCCCCUUUCUCACUGUAAGCAGGGUCAUGAGUUCCUGGUAGGGAAAGUUUCCUUAGACUUGGAGAAUGAGUGAAAAGUGAGAGAAGUCCCUAAUGUUUCAGGUCUUGAGAGGAGCAAUUUGUCUAACCUUAUCCCAUGAAGCCCAAGAAAGCAAAUGACCUACUUCACCUGCAUCAGGACAGUCAACAUCUUUAGCUGCCUCCAACCCCAGCCUCUGUCCCCAGGACUCAAAUGAGGGUCUUUCUGUGAGCUUUGGGCAGGGGGGAGGGACUGUUGGAGCCCAGGGACCAGACACCACGCUGCACUAAUCUAAUGUCUUCCAUGAAGCCUGAGGAGCUUCAUUGCCUCAUCAGGCAGCCUCCAAGAGCUGCUGGUGAUCACACACCCUUGGGCAUUUUUACAAUAAAAGGUUCUUUGGAACAAA